Molecule: messenger RNA, 2379 nt
Organism: Mesorhabditis spiculigera
Lineage: Eukaryota; Metazoa; Nematoda; Chromadorea; Rhabditida; Rhabditidae
Source: the annotation of a GenBank genome assembly
AUGUAUGGCCCGGUGCCGCUCCUGAUCCUGACGCUAGUCCGGUUUAGCUAUACCGCCGAGCCAACAGCAAAAGUUUUUACGGCCACUGGCCCGAAUGGGGAGCCGGCACAAUAUUUGCUCGUGCCAGAUGCCAGCUCACCCACUGGCUCCCGGGCAAUUCCGUCUCCCACCACACCGAUCCCUACCACCGGGAUGCCUACCAUUAGCCUGCAAGCCCUGAUGGCGGCGAUCGGGCCGCAGACCGGAAACAAGGUGCAGCUGGAUUUGACGAAGUUGCAUCUUCAUGGCAUUGAUUUUGCCGUGAAUGGUACUGAAGAUGCAAGUGAUGCCAAGUCGUCUGAAGCUCCUUCUUCAACACUGGCCCCGUACACACGACGUCCGUUUGCCGGGCGGACCAGGGCCACGGUGGCGGUGCCCUUGGUGGAAAACGAGCAGGAGCUGGUGAAGAUGGCCGUGCCGAAGUCGAGUGAGCGGUAUCGUAGGCGGAAGCCAUGGAAAAGGGGCCAUGCUGGUACGGCACUGCCGAUCAUAGCUGAUAAUGAAGCCACGACAACAACACUGGCGCAACCCAGUUCUACGACCGUUCCACAACCGACCAGGAUCGAGAUCGAGCCGAAGAAGCGGCAGCCCGACAGCCCCCAGUCAUCUCCAAAAUGGAGGGCCCUCGAGUCCGGGGAAAUGACGGCGAUGGGCGAUUUUUUGAUCGCGAAUGGCAAAUCGAAGAAGGCAGGGAAAAUUCACCCAUCACUGAGGACAACCGUAGGCCCACGUUAUGAGACGACUGUUGUAGACGAAGUGCGUGACGACGAUUUUACAACACCUGCUCCCACCACAACUUCAUAUCGUAACCGGAUGCCGGUCGUUUUGGAGGCGCUCGAGCCGACAAACAACUUCCUCGAUCGCCAAGUUAAUGCCAUCGUGCAGCAGAUGAAUUCGAGAGUUUAUAAUGGUACCACCAUGGCUUAUCCCAUCACACCCGAGGACGCUACGGCCGAAUCAAUCGUGCAGGAAUUGAAGAACGCCUUUUUCCCUCCUCAAAUCAAAGCCAGCCCGACGGAAAUGACGGCCCUCCGUGAAGCUGCCAGAUUAGGCACCUCUCCAACCCCGGUCCACCCGGAAAUCCGAAGGCUGCACAUCCCGGCCAAGGCGCCCAAGCAGGAGGAGCCUAAGAAAGCAACGUUGAGCCCCGAAAAUGCGUUACUGGCUUUUCUCGAUCGGAAUCCCCUUGACAUCUACCGCGCAAAAGAUGAGGAAUCGACCACAGAAAAGAUCUUAACGACGACGGCAAAGACAACGACUUUUAUCACAACUCCAAAACUAGAUACGACAACUCCAGCUUUGCAAAUCGAUUCCCCGGUUUAUAAACAAGAAAAGGCAGAAUUCAAAAUAGCUGGAUUGGAUGGUGGAAAGCCAUCUGAAUGGAAAGAGAAUGCCGUAUCCUCCAAGCAAAGACACUACGGCAUGGUGGCUGCCCCGAUUAAUUUGAGGCGACUUCGCAAGAAGAGACUCCGUGCUGGCCGCAGGUUGACCAGGAGGGAUCGGCGUCGACCGCAGCAAACCAAAAGAAAUUUCCGACAGACGGCAAAAUACCAGAUGAACGACGUCAAGACGAAGGUGUUCCCAAGGAAACCCGCGGCAACGCUGGACGGUGAUACAGAUCAGCCAAAUCCGGUGCUGACCAGACCUCAGACUCAGAAUUACCAGCCUCAUCCUGAACCGAGAAGGCAUCUAGAAAUGACGACACCACAUCCCAAAAUUUAUACCACGCAUCCUUACAUGCUGACAACCUCGUAUACCCCAAUUCCGCUCCUGCCGCCCACCACCAGCGGACCGGCAAAGGUCGAGCCGAAAAUUCGAAUAUCUCCCGAGCUUGGGCCGAAACCACGGUUUCCGCAUAAUGUUAUCGGUCCAAUCCCUUUAGAGCAGCCAGGAAAGGGCAACAAAAGUGACAAUACUGUUUUCGAUCUGUUCCGAGAAGCCUUGGAAUAUGUUUUGGAUCCAAAGAAUUCAAAGGAAAAAUCGGACAAGCCCCGUGUGCAGCAGUUGAAGCGGCUGGACGCGAUUCCGGAUCCGAAUCUCCGAUGGUCCGAGGGAUCCCCGGCUAUUGGAGGCCUGAUGGCGCUCAGUAAUAUCCUAAUUCACCCCUCAAAUCGACACAAGGCGGCCGGGCAGAAUUCUGGAAUCGGUUUCUCGAAGUUGUCGAUAAAACGACAGGAGCCGGCCUUGAAGCCGGCCAAGUUACCAAAGUCGAACUUGGAUCUGGAGAUGGAGGAGCUGGCCGACACGAUUUCUCGGCUUGAUCAGCAGCAGCUAAAUAGCAAUUCGAUCCAAAUCUUGAACCCGACCGAGGAUCAGCCGUACUUGAUCGAUUCGCGCUUU